Drosophila ficusphila is the source of this 444-nucleotide messenger RNA. It is a transcript of the gene sun, whose product is annotated as protein stunted. The record is from RefSeq and is a predicted model, not a curated record. Gene Ontology annotation, biological process: proton motive force-driven mitochondrial ATP synthesis. Bases 107 to 280 code for a protein of 57 amino acids. Lineage: Eukaryota; Metazoa; Arthropoda; Insecta; Diptera; Drosophilidae. Gene Ontology annotation, cellular component: mitochondrial inner membrane. Gene Ontology annotation, molecular function: proton-transporting ATP synthase activity, rotational mechanism. The transcript is spliced from 4 exons.
UGUUAUAAAAUAAAAAACUUUUCUACGGUCACACUGGUGUCGAUUCUUAAAAAGAAUACUUGAUUAUUUUGUGUGGCGUGAAUCUAAUUCGAAAAAUCCGAUCACAAUGACUGCCUGGAGAGCUGCCGGAAUUACCUACAUCCAAUACUCGAACAUCGCCGCUCGUGUGUUGCGCGAAUCCUUGAAAACGGAUUUGCGUGUGGAUGCCGCCAAGCGCAAUGCCAGCCAUGUGAAAUUCACACCCUGGGCAAAUGGCCGACCUGCACAUGAAAAGUCUUAAGUGUUCUGUCAACAAUUUUAUUAUUUUAAUGAAAACUGGCAGCGCCAAACGCAAUCGGAAUCGUCGUAGAUGUCCCUAUGAUUGAUUUGCAAAUGUCAUCUGUCAACGCAGCAAUAAUUCUUUAGAAAUGAAAAAAGUUAAAUAAAUUUGAUUUAUUCAAACAA